Messenger RNA from Acaulospora colombiana, 683 nucleotides. The record is from the annotation of a GenBank genome assembly. Lineage: Eukaryota; Fungi; Glomeromycota; Glomeromycetes; Diversisporales; Acaulosporaceae.
ACAUGUCAGCCGCCAAACACGCCGACCUCUUGUUCUGCAAGGAGCAGGAGAGUGGGGGGAGUGACUUGGCGCGGUACUGCGACACGCUUGGGAUCCCGUACGUUCAGUUCCGUACGUUCAAGGAGGUGUUACCGGUUGUGAAGAGUAUUGUUUUGGGUGAGAAGAAGGUGGAAGAGGUGCUGGGGAAGGCUCCUACUAUCUCGCGCUCCAUUCACGUCCCCGUUCUAUCUCGCAUUUCACUGCCAUUGUUAUAUGAAACCUUUUUUACUGACACCACUGUCAAAAAAAAUUUUUUUGUAAUUGCCGCGCCACGUCCAGUCAACGUACUCAAGCCCCAAAUCAAUGCAAUUGCAGCCGCGGCUUCGCGAGCGCUGUCUGGGCUCACUUCCCACCAUGGAGACGCGCAUCCCGACUCGUCGUCCAGCCUAUUAGCUCUUCCUCCGACGUUUAGUCCCUCCUCAAAGCCAAGCGUCCUCACCGUCGGCUCUAAUUUCACGACCACACCCGACGUUACCCCGAUAUCUUCAAACACACCCUCCGAGGUCGAUCCCACCGAAAGCCGAGACCACGUUUUCACCAGUGAUACCGAAGAUGAAGCAGACAUGACCUCCUCUGUCAAGUCGGCUCAUGAAGACGACGAAGAGGUUGUCAUCGCCACUGCUACCACUGCUGCCGUCGCCCCU